Molecule: messenger RNA, 627 nt
Organism: Hibiscus syriacus
Lineage: Eukaryota; Viridiplantae; Streptophyta; Magnoliopsida; Malvales; Malvaceae
Product: 3-isopropylmalate dehydratase large subunit, chloroplastic-like
Exons: 5
Coding region: 1-612 (203 amino acids)
Source: RefSeq, a predicted model, not a curated record
AUGGACUCAUCCAAUGUUCUCUUGGUGUUAUUUUGGCUAAUAAGAAAGAAAAAAAUCAAUUUUUAUGGCCCGAAAAGUUCGGGCUUUUCUGCUUUUCCUUCAACAUCUCAAUUUUCCAUUCAGAAAUGCAAGAAACAAGUUUCGACGAAAAUCGUCUCGGUCUUGGCACCCCGGCAAUCUGAGCGUGAACCAGCUACGACUGGCUCUGUGAAGACUAGAAUGACAGUGACAGAGAAGAUUCUUGCAAGAGCCUCUGAGAAACCACAGCUGAACCCAGGUGAUAAUGUUUGGAUUAAUGUUGAUAUUUUGAUGACACAUGAUGUUGGUGGUCCUGGUUCCAUUGGUAUCUUCAAGAAAGAAUUUGGUGAAAAUGCAAAGGUUUGGGAUCGUGUAAAGGUUGUUAUUAUACCUGACCAUUACAUAUUCACCAGUGAUGAACGUGCGAACCGUAAUGUGGAUAUUUUGAGGGAUUUCUGCACCGAGCAAAAUAUCAAGUAUUUUUAUGAUGUAAAAGAUCUUGGUAAUUUUAAGGCAAACCCUGAUUAUAAAGGAGUAUGCCAUGUUGCACUUGCCCAAGAGGGUCACUGCAGGCCUCCCUACCAUAACUACUGAAAUGCAAAACUUCAA